Molecule: messenger RNA, 3538 nt
Organism: Lotus japonicus
Lineage: Eukaryota; Viridiplantae; Streptophyta; Magnoliopsida; Fabales; Fabaceae
Product: putative leucine-rich repeat receptor-like serine/threonine-protein kinase At2g24130
Exons: 2
Coding region: 357-3302 (981 amino acids)
Biological process (GO): protein phosphorylation
Molecular function (GO): protein kinase activity; protein binding; ATP binding
Source: RefSeq, a predicted model, not a curated record
CUCAUUAAUAAAUACAAAUGUUAGGCAUGUUAUGCUGACAUGUGCAUCAAUAUUGCUUAACAACCCAUAUUGUUACUCAGGAGUCACAUUUUUAGAUACGUCAACUUUUAAUAUCAAAGAUUAUGGUUACCAAACGGGCGUUUGCUACUUCAACGGCAGUUAGGCACAAGGUUCAGAUUUUUUCCAUCACUUCUGCUUCCUUUUUAGCCUUCAAAUCAAAGUGCUCCUCUUUUUAUUGAGCUACAUGGCACCUAUUUCAACACCUUAGUAAUAGUACCUGAACAUCUCUCUGUGGUUUUCAAAGUUUACUUCAUCAUUUUUCCUUCUUUUAGAUAAAAGACAAAACAUAUUGAUUCAUGAUGUGUUUGUUAAGAUUGACAAUGUUUUUAAUUUUCUUUCUAGAGAUUGUUUCUACUAGAGUCUGUGGUGAGGAAGAACAUGCAGGCCUUGUGAAUGAUAAAAGUUCACUUAUUUCGUUCAUGUCAUGCAUUGUUUCUGACCCAGAAAACUCUCUAGAGAAUUGGAAGUCACAGGGAGUUCAUGUUUGUGAUUGGUCUGGUGUCAGAUGCAACAAUGCAAGUGACAGGAUCAUAGAGAUUGAUCUCAGUGGAAGGUUACUAGGAGGCACCAUUUCCCCUGCUCUUGCUAACCUCUCUUUCUUGCAAAUUCUUGAUCUUUCUGGGAACUUUUUUGUGGGUCACAUUCCUAAAGAGCUAGGAAAUUUAGUUCACCUUGAACAACUCAGUUUAUCAGGGAAUUUUCUUGAAGGAAGCAUUCCCUCUGAGUUUGGUUCACUUCACAACUUGUACUACCUUGACAUGGGAAGCAACCAUCUUGAGGGAGAGAUUCCCCCAUCACUUUUCCACAAUGUGACUUCAUUGAGCUACAUAGACCUUUCUAAUAACUCUUUAGGGGGGAAAAUCCCCUUGAACAAUGAGUUUAUCCUUAAAGAGCUUAGGUUCCUCUUACUUUGGUCUAACCAUCUUGUUGGCCAAGUUCCUUUAGCUCUUUCUAACUCUACCAAGCUUAAAUGGCUUGACUUGGAGUCAAAUAUGCUGAGUGGAGAGCUUCCAUCUGAGAUUGUUCAUAAUUUUCCACAAUUACAAUUCCUCUACUUAUCAUAUAACCACUUUGUUAGCCAUGAUGGUAACACCAACCUUGAACCUUUCUUUGCUUCCUUGAUGAACUUAUCUAAUAUUCAAGAACUCGAAUUGGCGGGAAACAAACUCGGUGGGAAGCUGCCUCCUAUUAUUGGUGAUCUUCCUGCAAGCCUGCAACAACUUCACCUAGAAGAAAACCUCAUACAUGGCUCUAUACCUCCACAUAUUGCCAACCUUUUCAACCUUACUUUUUUAGAGUUGUCUAGUAACCUAAUAAAUGGAACAAUCCCUCACAGCCUCUGCAAGAUGGGUAGGUUAGAGAGAAUUUUCAUGUCAAAUAACUCACUAUCUGGUGAGAUUCCUUCAACCCUUGGUGACAUCAAGCAUCUGGGUCUUCUAGAUUUGUCUAGAAACAAGCUUUCUGGUUCAAUACCAGAUAGUUUUGCAACUCUCUCCCAGUUAAGAAGGCUUCUACUUCAUGACAACCAGCUUUCAGGAACAAUCCCACUGAGCCUGGGAAAAUGUGUCAAUUUGGAAAUUCUAGACUUGUCUCACAACAACAUCACAGGGGUGAUUCCUGCAGAAGUUGCAGCCUUGACUAGCUUGAAACUAUACUUGAAUUUAUCAAACAAUGACUUGCAUGGGCCUUUACCAUUAGAACUCAGCAAAAUGAACAUGGUGUUGGCUAUUGAUGUAUCCAUGAACAAUCUCUCUGGCAGAAUCCUGCCGCAGCUGGAAAAUUGCAUAGCACUAGAGUACCUCAACCUUUCUGGUAACUCCUUAGAAGGCCCUCUCCCUUAUUCAUUAGGCCAAUUGCCCUAUAUUCAAGCAAUUGAUGUGUCUUCAAAUCAAUUGACAGGGCUAAUACCUGAGUCCAUGCAAUUGUCUUCCUCUCUCAAGAUACUUAAUUUCUCUUUUAACAAAUUCUCAGGGAAUGUCUCAAACAAUGGUGCAUUUUCAUCACUGACCAUAGACUCUUUCCUGGGAAAUGAUGGUCUCUGUGGCCAGGUUAAAGGCAUGAAGUACUGUCAUAGGAAACACAGUUACCAUUUGGUGUUCUUGUUAGUUCCUGUGUUACUCUUUGGCACCCCUCUAAUGUGCAUGUGUAGGUCUUCCAUGGUAAUCAAGUCAAAAGUGAAGAAGAGGUCAGAAAUUGUUAGUAGAGGUGACUUGGAGGAUGGAGAGGAAAUAGAAGAGCUCAGUUACCCAAGAAUUUCAUAUAGAGAACUUAAAGAAGCCACUGGAGGAUUCAGUGCUUCAAGACUAAUCGGUUCAGGCCGGUUUGGACGGGUCUACAAAGGAGUCCUCCUAGAUAGCACAAGAGUAGCAGUGAAGGUUUUAGAUACAACACAAGCUAGUGAGAUAUCAAGGAGCUUUAGAAGGGAAUGUCAAAUCCUGAGAAAGAUCAGGCACAGGAAUUUAAUAAGGAUCAUCACAAUUUGCAGUAAACCAGAAUUUAAGGCUCUUGUUCUUCCACUGAUGCCAAAUGGUAGCCUUGAGAGGCACCUAUAUCCAAGCCACGAGUUAUGCCAGAGAUUGGAUGUGGUUCAAUUGGUGAGAAUCUGCAGUGAUGUAGCUGAGGGAAUGUCCUAUUUGCACCAUUACUCUCCCGUGAAAGUGGUGCACUGUGAUCUUAAACCAAGCAAUAUACUCCUUGAUCAUGAUCUUACAGCUUUGGUCACUGAUUUUGGAAUUUCAAGGCUUCUAAAAGAUGAUGAGAGUGUAUCCACCAGUAACUCAACAUCUUUCAGUUCUACAGAUGGUUUGCUAUGCGGAUCUGUUGGCUACAUAGCUCCUGAGUAUGGAAUGGGAAAACAUGCUUCAACUGAGGGUGAUGUUUACAGUUUUGGAGUGAUUCUGUUAGAAAUGGUGACAGGUAGGCGCCCAACAGAUGUACUGAUCCAUGAAGGUUCUUGCUUGCGUGAGUGGGUUAAGAGACAAUACCCUCAGCCAGAGAAGCUUGAAAACAUUGUUGAACAAGCACUUCAAAGGUGCACUCCUUCUGGGGUGCCAAGCUAUCAUAACAAAAUUUGGAAACAAGUUAUAUUGGAACUCAUUGAGCUGGGGCUGCUCUGCACAAUGCAGGAUCCUUCAACAAGACCAAGCAUGGCUGAUGUAGCCCAAGAGAUGGGGAGGUUGAAGGACUACCUCAGUAAUACUCUCAGCAGUGAAGACACUUCAGUUGAAAAAGAGAAUAAUUAGCUAUGAAUUGAAGAUUUUAAUUUUCAUCCUUCUAAAAUGUAUUUUUUUCACACAAAGUUCCAAACUCAAGUGUAUGAAAUUAUAGCUUAUAACUUCUUUUUUUUCAUUCUUACCUCUAAUAUUUUGAGGGAGCUACAUGAAGGCAAAGAAAGAUUAAGUGAAGAUAAACAAUGUAGGAGAGUACACAAACUCAAGAGACAAGGGAGGAGUGAAUAGAGAUUAUUAGCAUUAUCUUA